AUGAUUUAUCCUGCUCUGGCGAAUGAUCUACCCGCCGCGGAUGCUUGUGUUAAUGAAAGCAGAAUACAACUCUUUGGUCCCGAACUCCCCGUUCCUAGCUCACCAAUCUCGGAGUAUCUCAAGACAAUUGAACGUAGUCCUUUGCGAGCCAUUUCCCUAGCGAGUCCCCAAGUCUUUGACUCACACCAGCCGCUAUUCUCUGCAUCAAUGGACUCCUUCUUCAGCAUCGCCACUAUCGUCCCCGUCGAUCAACCAGAGGUCGAAGUCCCCACGGACUACGAAACCUCAGGCGGCGUGAGCAAGCAGUGCACUAUUGCAUGA
Molecule: messenger RNA, 321 nt
Organism: Somion occarium
Lineage: Eukaryota; Fungi; Basidiomycota; Agaricomycetes; Polyporales; Cerrenaceae
Source: the annotation of a GenBank genome assembly